Molecule: messenger RNA, 1023 nt
Organism: Lotus japonicus
Lineage: Eukaryota; Viridiplantae; Streptophyta; Magnoliopsida; Fabales; Fabaceae
Exons: 2
Coding region: 1-1023 (340 amino acids)
Molecular function (GO): nucleic acid binding; zinc ion binding
Source: RefSeq, a predicted model, not a curated record
AUGGAUGCUGAAUCAAAUUUCUCCAAAGUCGCACCUCCAGUCUUUGAUGGAGAAAACUACGAUUUAUGGGCUGUCAAGAUGGAGGCUUACCUAGAGGCUUUGGAUCUUUGGGAAGCUAUAGAAGAGGAUUAUGAAGUUGUUCCGCUGCCUGCCACUCCUACCAUGGCCCAGAUCAAGAGUCACAAGGAGAAAAAAAACCCGGAAAGCAAAGGCAAAAUCAUGCCAUUUUGCUGGUGUUUCAUCAACCAUCUUCACAAGGAUCAUGAGUCUCAAAUCAGCAAAAGCAAUUUGAGAUUAUUCGAAGGAGGAAGGAUGAACGAGUCUGAGACCAUCAAGGAAUACUCAGAAAAAUUGUUGGAUAUUGCUAACAAAGUAAGGCUGCUUGGAAUUGCGUUUGUUGAUUCAAGAAUUGUUGAAAAAAUUCUGGUAACAGUUCCUGAGAGGUAUGAAGCAUUUAUUGCCUCACAUGAGAAUACGAAGGAUCUUUCUAAAAUCACUUUGGCAGAAGUGAUGCAUGCAUUGCAAGCCCAAGAACAACGAAGGCUGAUGAGAGAAGAUCGUGUUGUCGAAGGUGCUUUUGCAGCUAAGCAUCAUGACAAUGGAUCCAAAAGAAAUGAUUCUUUUAAGAAGAACCAACCAACCAGUUGUGAGAAUUUUCCAAACAACCAAAACAAUGACAGAGGUAGAAAAAAUUAUCCACCUUGUCAUCAUUGCGGAAAUAUGGGUCACCCACCGUUCAGAUGUUGGAGAAGGCCAGAUGCAAAAUGCAGCAAGUGCAACGAGAUGGGGCAUGAAGCUGUAAUUUGUAGAGACAAAAUCCAGGAAAGUGCAGAUGAAGCAAAAAAUUCGCAAGAGGAGGAAGAAGAUGUGCUCUUUGUUGCUACUUGCUUCUCUAGCAAUAAUUCUUGUGAAUCUUGGUUUAUUGACAGUGGUUGUACUAAUCACAUGGACAAUGACAAAGAGUUGUUCAAGAGUUUGGACAACACCAAAGUCAAAUGGGUCAGAAUCGGGAAUGGCGAAUAA